AAAUUACACCCUCAACCAACAACAGUAGCCGUUGGUACUUCUUUUUUAGUUCAGUAUCUAUCUAUCUCCCCACCAACCACCACCACCACCACCAUUUUUACUUCUUCAAAUUAGGGUUUUACUAUUAUACUUACAAUAAAAUACACAAACAAUGGCGGCAAUGGUUUCAACUUCACUCUCCGCCGGCCCUAAGUCACAACAACUCUCCGCCACCGCUCCUCCGCCUCUUUUCUCCGGCCUCCGCCGCUCCUCCGCCGCAACUCAAUCCUUCUUUCAAUCCGUUAAUUCUCACUUACGUCUCUCUUCCUCCACUUCUUCUCGUCCUUCUACAGCCAUCCUUGCCAUGGCCGGCACCGGCAAGUUCUUUGUUGGCGGAAACUGGAAAUGUAAUGGAACAAAAGAUUCUAUCAAGCAACUAGUCUCAGACUUGAACAGUGCAACAUUGGAGCCUGAUGUUGAUGUUGUUGUGGGCCCCCCUUUUAUUUAUAUUGAUCAAGUAAAGAGCUCUUUAACUGAUCGCAUUGAGAUAGCUGCUCAAAAUUCUUGGAUUGGUAAAGGUGGAGCAUUUACUGGAGAGAUCAGUGCGGAGCAACUAAAAGAUAUUGGAUGCAAGUGGGUAAUUCUUGGGCAUUCUGAGAGGAGACAUGUGAUUGGGGAAAACGAUGAGUUUAUAGGUAAGAAGGCUGCCUAUGCAUUGGGACAGAAUCUUGGAGUAAUUGCUUGCAUCGGAGAACUGUUGGAAGAAAGAGAAGCAGGCAAAACAUUUGAUGUAUGUUUCAAGCAAUUGAAAGCAUAUGCAGAUGCUGUGUCCAGUUGGGAUGACAUUGUAAUUGCAUAUGAACCGGUAUGGGCUAUUGGAACUGGUAAAGUGGCUUCACCCGAGCAGGCUCAGGAAGUACAUGUUGCUGUUCGUGACUGGCUUGCUAAAAAUGUAUCGACCGAAGUUGCUUCUAAAACACGUAUCAUCUAUGGAGGGUCUGUAAAUGCAGGCAACUCGGCUGACCUGGCCAAAAAAGAAGACAUCGAUGGAUUUCUCGUCGGUGGUGCUUCUUUGAAGGGUUCUGAUUUUGCAACCAUCAUUAAUUCUGUGACGGCCAAAAAAGUUGCUGCUUGAUCAUCCAGUCGCAUAUGGUUUUGGAUUGGGAGGAAGUAAGUACCUUAGAGUGUAUCAUGUUAGUUGAGGUCCUAUUGGCAUGUGAGCCACUUCAGUUUAGCGGAUUUCGUUUCACUCCGCCUUCAAAAUGGAUAAACUACACUUCAGUACGCACAAUGUGCAUUUCCCUUUAUACAAGAUUUGUAAUAGAUAUAAUCACCCCAAAUCCACAUGUCUUUUGGUUAUAACUUACAAAUCAUGCAAUAAAGUUAAUAAGAAGAGAAAUGAUUUUUCCUCCUAAAAA
Erigeron canadensis is the source of this 1397-nucleotide messenger RNA. RefSeq names its product triosephosphate isomerase, chloroplastic. The coding region runs from base 152 to 1114 and encodes 320 amino acids. Gene Ontology annotation, biological process: glycolytic process; glycerol catabolic process; gluconeogenesis. The transcript is spliced from 9 exons. Gene Ontology annotation, cellular component: cytosol. The record is from RefSeq and is a predicted model, not a curated record. Lineage: Eukaryota; Viridiplantae; Streptophyta; Magnoliopsida; Asterales; Asteraceae. Gene Ontology annotation, molecular function: triose-phosphate isomerase activity.